Messenger RNA from Cladophialophora psammophila CBS 110553, 1041 nucleotides. RefSeq lists its product as uncharacterized. Gene Ontology annotation, molecular function: FMN binding. The record is from RefSeq and is a predicted model, not a curated record. Bases 1 to 1041 code for a protein of 346 amino acids. NCBI's taxonomy places the organism in Eukaryota, Fungi, Ascomycota, Eurotiomycetes, Chaetothyriales, Herpotrichiellaceae. The transcript has a single exon.
AUGGACCGCAGUGAUAACGUGGAAAUAGCAAAGAAGCAGCAAGCCUCUCGUCUGGAAUCCUCUCUACCUGAACCUCGCACCGCAUCAUCCGAUCUGCCGCUUCAAUUGAAACUGGCCCCUCAACCCGUCCAGCGCCUCGCCCGCAUUGCUUCCGCAAUGUCGCACCCCACGCCUGCGACCGUCGCGCCCUGGAAGCGAACCUUUGCAGAACACCUCGAACAAGCCGGUGGCGCUGGCUUCGAAUUUACUCUCGCCACCGUCACGGACUCGGGGUUUCCCAGAGCGCGGACGUGCAUCUUCCGCGGCUUCUGGGCCACGCUGCCGGAGAACGGGUACAAUCAACUGCCCAAAAACCCGCCGAUAUUUGAGAGUGACUGUCCCACGUUCACCACCGAUGCGCGGAUGCGCAAGACCUACGAGCUCUUUGCCACGGGGAGAGGGAAAGGGGAUCUGGCGCAGUCGCGCUCGGGAUCUGGCGGGGGCGGGCCCGUCGAAGCGGUCUACUGGAUCAAAGAUACAAGGACGCAAUGGCGAAUACGGGGCAAAUGCUGGCUCGUUGCGGCUGACGAUGUGGAAGAAGGCACCCCAGAGGCACAGAAUUCCGGCACCGUAUCGGUCAAAGCAGAGGUCGGACGAUACAUGCGCGUGAGGGAGGGAUCACCAGACCACGCGGGAAAGAACCAUCACGACCGGUCCUGGUCCUGGAGAACGGAGGUGGAGAAUUACUUUGAAAACCUGUCGCCCGUCAUGAGGGGCUCGUUCAAGAACCCCCCGCCCGGCCAUCCGCUGUCAGAAGGGAGGGAUGAGCAGGCGGGAGAGGGCCUGGGCCAGAAAGCAGGACAUCUGUCGGAGGAGACUCUGGCGAGGAAGAACUUCCGCGUCGCCAUCAUCACGCCGGAGCAGGUCGAGGCGGUCGACUUGACGGAUCCCACGAAGUGCAGGAGGCAGAUCUGGACUCUGGCCCAGGAGGCAGGUGGCCCUGGCGGGCCCCAGCCAAGUGACUCGAUAGGGGAGUGGAACAAAGUCGAGACGUGGCCGUGA